Molecule: messenger RNA, 6693 nt
Organism: Papilio machaon (common yellow swallowtail)
Lineage: Eukaryota; Metazoa; Arthropoda; Insecta; Lepidoptera; Papilionidae
Product: rho guanine nucleotide exchange factor 17
Exons: 20
Coding region: 390-5321 (1643 amino acids)
Biological process (GO): actin cytoskeleton organization
Molecular function (GO): guanyl-nucleotide exchange factor activity; protein binding
Source: RefSeq, a predicted model, not a curated record
CCCGCGUGACCGUUCCGUUCAUACUACUGAGUUGGCGCGCUAUCGAUUUUUUAUUAUUAUUUUGUAUCUUAAAAAUCGACAUCUACACUUUUCUACGUUAUUAAACGUUUAAAAAAACUGUGCAAGAGUGAGAUUUUGUUGUGCUUCUGUGACAUAACCUUAAAACAUCAUUGGAUGUCGAUGUUUUUUUGCAGCGCAACUUUUGCAUUCGAGCCUUGUGUUGUGUUGAAGUUUUGGUACGAGUGAAAUUGGUACCGGUACUGGUCCGUGGUCGGUAUCUGAUACCAAUUAGUUCAGCGAGUCAAGUUCAUUGUCAGCGGUUUUAUCAAGAUUCGAAAACUGGUUCGUGUGUAAGCGUGCGCAGCAUGCGUGGCGUCACGUGACCGUCAAUGGCGUCCGAGACACGCUCCCGCUCGCCGCAAGAUGGCGCGCGAAGAAGGCGCGACUUCACCAGGUCGCCGUACGUGACGCUGGGAGCGGUGCGAUACACCGUACGUCGCGUGCCGCCGCCGCGCGCCUGCCCGUGCCGCUGCUGCUCCGAGGAGGCGGUGGCGGCGUGCCUCGGCCGCGCCAAGCCCGACCGCCGCACGCUGGAGCGCCUGCACCGGCGCCUGGGCCGCGGCGCGCGCGACGACCGGCCCUCGCGCCACCAGCGCCUGCAGGACCUCACCAAGCGUCUGCUGCCGCGCGCGCAGCCCCCGCAGCCACCGCCCGCUCCCCACACGCCGCCCGCGCCGCCGCCGCACUCGGCACCCGUGCUGCCGCCCGUGCCGCCACCGCGCUCGCGCCACCGCCACAGCCCACCACGCGGCGCCUCCGUCGACCGCUACGACGACUUCGACGCCGACAACAUAACACUGGUCCGCGUCGAACCCCGCGCCAUAGUUGGCUCCUAUGCUCAAAAAACCAUACCGUACAGGAGUGCAUCCUUUUCGCAGGGAGAUUUUGCACAGGAUAAAUACUAUAGAGGUGAUCGACAGCGAUCAAUUUUUGAUUUUGGAAAAAAAACCGCCAAAACUGAUUCGGGACACGGCGGUACAGACCCCAGUAAUGCAGAUACGAGAAGUUUAGCCACCGAGGAGAAUGUGACGGAGGGUGGAUCGGUCGCGUCCGUUGAUUCCGCCGUCGGCUCCGACGAGGGGCUGUUGGCGCACGCGUCUCCGGCGCCUCGAUCUCCGCCACCCGAGGGGCCGCACAAGCAAUUCGGUGGUCGGUCCUUGACCCAUCCCUUACCGCGACGCAUCCCUCCGGUGCGCGAGGAGGGCCCGGCCGAGGCCGGCGGCAGUUUGCCCGCCCUGGCACCACGCGUCUUACAUGAACUUCGUGAAGAAAGUGACGGUUCCCAGGCCGACAGUGCGCAGGCACAUAGUGAAGGCACUUCUCCUAUGGAACCCGCUCAACCUUUCGCUUUCCCACCUCUCCCCGCUCCUCCCCCUAACGCGUGUGCUAACAUUGACUGUGAGUGCGGUAACUUUUCCAGUGUCAACGACGAAGAGGCGGCGAGCGCCAUUGCGAGUUCGAUACCCGUGCCAGUGUAUGAGUGUAUAGUGAAACAGUGGUCGAAAGAAUUGCCCUCGGAGGAGGCGCAGCGUUCUGACGCCGCGUCCGACGGGUCGUUGGACCGAGACAAAGAGGACGAAACUAUUACUAGUGAACAGGUGGCUAGUUUGUUAGCGGCUGUACAAAAUCCGUGUACUGCGGCCCCAAUCGGUGCCAGGGAACGACGUCGGCCGUUGGAUAAAACUAAGAGAAGAAAAGGGAUCUAUAUAACUACCGCCAGCGACGACGGCGGUGACGAGGAACCAACGUCUUCGGUGAACGGUUGUAAGCGCGAAAGUAGCGACGCCUCACUACAAGAGAUGCGACUCUCGGCCGAGGCUCGCACUUCCUCACUUCUCGGCGAUAAAUCAGACGAUUCUUGCACGAAUGGUCCGCCUAGCCCCGCGGAGAGUACCACACCUUUGUGGCCGAGGUCAGAGGAGUUACGAGCUCGACGCGCUAGGUUUUCGCAACAAAGUUCCGACGAAAGAGAGGAAGACAAUUACAGAGUGAGGCGAAAGUAUGGAGUGACUUCACGCGGUGACUCUCCGUCAGAAGCGGAGAGUGACACGUGUUCUCGCGACCGGACCGCAUCUCCAUCACCGUUUAGUCCGUCGGACACUUCUGAUGUAGAAGCCAAAAGGCAGCAUUUGACGAGAGGGCCUUUCGGCCGCAACUUAGAAGCACCGUCGAAUCGAUCAGCCGAAGCCGGCAGGAGGAGUUUCUCGGAUGCGACGGUCCCGUGUCGCAAGAUCAGCGCCGGCGCCGCGCCCACGUGUGCGAGCAGGCCACGUGGGCCCACGCACGUCAGAGCGACGUCGUCGCCGUCAAAGUUGGCAGGCGUGAAGCCAGGAGCUGAUUUGUUGGCGGAGCUGCUGCGCGGCAGUUCGGAAGCGCUGUCCAAUUCGUCGACCUUCGACAACGUGAUUCUGACGCUUCAUCAACACAAUGACACAAGGACGCACGUUGUUGUCGAGCUUUAUGAAACAGAGAAGUCCUACGUGGAGGCGCUCGAGAUAUUAGUUAAGAAAUAUCUUCACCCAUUAAAGAGUCCCGAGAAUGCAGGUCUUCUGGACGCUUUCGUCGUCGACGAGAUAUUCUACCAGGUGCCGGCAAUACUGAACGUGCACCAAGUAUUCCUCGAGCAACUGAGACGAAGACUUGAACAAUGGGACCUGCAACAGAAAGUGGGAGACGUCUUCUUAGACGUGUUUACCAAACCAACAGUGAUGGAUACAUACAUGUCGUUCAUCAACAAUUUGAAAAAGGCAAAGGAGACGAUAAAAACGGCGGCGGCGUCGAGGCCGGCGUUCGCGAAGUUCCUGGACGCGAUGGCGCGCGACCACAAGGGCAAGCUCUCGCUGGAUAACCUGCUCAUCAAGCCCGUGCAGAAGUUCCCCAGCUACAAACUCUUGAUACAGAGGCUGAUCAAGCACACAGAUCAAUCACAUCCAGAUCACAAACUUCUAUUAGAAGCUCAGAAAGAGAUUCAUGAACUGUUAGAGCUAAUAAACUGCACAGAAAGGGAGAGCUUAGAAAUGGAGCAACAACAACAAACGAUGCGGGAAUUAGAGCAAAUGAUCGAGGGUCUAUCGAGCUUGGCGACCGCGGACCGAACGUUUAUAAAACACGAAAUGGUGACCAUGCCGUCCGCGCAGGGAACUAUUAAAGAUAGAGCUCUCUUCCUUUUCAAUGAUACUCUUCUUAUAACAAGCGUUAAGCGGCGGACUGGGACUAUCAAGAAGCCUAUUCCAACAUACCAAAGCAGUAUAGCCAGUCAGAUGGAGGGUAAUAAAUACAAACUACUAAUGAGAAUACCUUUGGCUGAUCUCGAAAUUGUUAAAGCUAAAGACGAGAACGUGCGUCGCAUAAUGCAAGAAGUGGCGUCUCUGACGGAGGACGUGAGCACGUUGACGCAGAUCUCGCGGCAGGUGGCGGCACUGCACGCGCCGCACGCGCAGCUCGCCGACCUCGUGCGGGACGCGCUGCUCGCCGCCAACCGCCAGCUGCUCGACCGCCAGGCCAGCGACACGCAGCUCUGCUACAUGGAGCUCAGCGUUAAUACUCCAAACGGACCCGAAAACUUAACCAUAAUCUUCCCGAAAACGGAGAAGCGCAGCAGUUGGGAGGAAUUGAUAAACGAGACAAAACAAAAGUUGUGUGUGUACGGGCACGAAAGGCCCGCUCCUGAGUUCCUCUCACCUGUACCUAUACGUAAGACUCGAGCCGGUUUGCAGUUCACUUGCGCUGCGCCUACACUACCACCGAAGGGGCAGGCCCCUGAUGUUUGGGUGUGCAACAGCGACGGGUACGUGGGUCAGGUGUGCGUGCUGACGCUGUCUCCCAAGCCGCAGGUGACGUCAUGCAACGGCGUGUGCAACGCGCGCAUACUGUGCGUGGCCUGCGUGCCGCCCGCGCCCGCGCUCACGCGUCAACACACGCUGGAUAUUCCGAGCACCAGUUCUUUAAAUAGUACGGGAUCUACUGGAAAACCUGGCAUCAGCAUAUCAGAUCCCGAUGAUAGCUGCAAGAACAUACGCUUAGACAGUUCAUCGUCAAGCGACGAUGAUGACGAGGGUUCAUCAAGCGAGAACCCGGAGGGGGAGCGCGGGGAGCGGGGGGAGCGCGGGGAGCGGCCUGCGCCCGCGCACAGCAAGAGCCUGAGUACUCCGCACACCGGGCACGCGCACAUGCAGGUGCACCCCGUCAUCAAGUCCAGCUCCAACCCCGCAGUCGACAAGCAGGCUAUGGGCAUCACUAGUGGCACAUUAUCGUCACCCACCAGCCGUCAGUCCUCAGAAGACAGUAGCACUUCCGCCAACCAGCCCACCAUGUGGCUGGGUACUGAAGACGGUUGUAUACAUGUCUACAACUGUCUAGAUAAUAUCAGGAUUAAGAAGAACAAAAUCAAGUUGCAACAUAACUCGGGUGUUCAUUCUAUUGUGUACAUGGAGGGCAAGGUAUUUGUUGCUCUUGGCAACGGCGAUCUUGUGGUCUACUGUCGGGAUAUUGACGGGUCGUGGUGCGAGCGCGCGACGCUGUGCGUGGGCGCUGGUGGACCUGUGAGUGGCAUGCUGUUGUCUGCGGGCCGGCUGUGGUGUGCUACACAUUCACACAUCAAGAUUAUCAACCCGCACUCCUUGCAGAUUGACGAAACAUUCCAAAUAAGUUCCGAGUCGAAGCCGAUAAGCCACAUGGCGGUGGCGGGCGGCUCCAUCUGGCUGGCGCUGCACAACGCGGCACAACUCCGCUGCUACCACGCCACCACACGCGACCAGCUCGCCGAGAUCAACAUCACGCCGCAGGUCACCAAGAUGUUACAUGGUUGCGACGAGAUAAUCCGGCAGCACAAGGCGGCGUGCCUGCGCGUGACGGCGCUGCUGGCGCACCGCGACACGCUGUGGGUGGGCACCAGCGCCGGCGUGCUGCUCUCCGCGCCGCUACACAACUCGCCCAACAAGCGCACCGGCGCGUUCACCGUGCCCCAUCUCACCGGUAUUACCUACGGCCACACUGGCCAUGUGCGGUUCUUGACCGUAGUCGAGAAUCCAGCGCCGCAAAAGCAGCCGGCAAAGCCAACGCAGACUCUCAAAACGAAAGCCCUGAGCCGACGCUCAGCUAAUGCUGAAAAAAUGCAAAAGCAAGCCGAAAAUACGCAAAAUAACAAAGAAACUUUGAUAAUAUCCGGAGGAGACGGCUACGAAGACUUCAGAAGUUCAACGAUGUCAGAAGACGCGGGGCGAGAGGACUCGACCAAUCAUUUGCUUCUUUGGAGAGUUUGAGACGAAUCCACGGCCUACAGGGUUUCAGGCAAACGAAACGCGACCGUAUGCGUUUCGUUUUAAAGUUUUAAAUGGAUGUUAGGUGUUUUUGUGACGCUUGAAUCGAAAUAUCCAAGAGCCUAAUCGUCAUAUUUGUUAAUACAGCUUUUGAAAACGGCUACGUAUGGAUGUUUACGCUCGUCAGCGAAUGAGAUUAUUAAGUUAGGACAUUAAAUGUCAAGUCAUGAUCGUUUUGUCGAAAUUACGAAUAUAUUUUCUAACACGCAGUAUUAUUAAAAAGGUUUUUCGGUCCUCUAUGACCUGCUAUGUACCUUAUAAUAGAAGUUUAAAAUAUAAUAAAAUGUUUUUAGAAAAAAUCUUUACGUAUAACUUAUCCAUAUCAUGAAAGUGUUGAACGGCCAUAUAUCUGUUUUAUUAUAGGUCAACGAGGAUAUCUGACGCGGUGGGCUUAAGCCAAACUAAAUUAUAACAGCUCAAUAGCGCCUCUCUGUCAACGUUAAAAAGUGUCAGAAGAUCCAUUUCAUACAGUAGCUGAUAUGUGAUGUUUUAUCUUUUAUGCCAGUCUCUAUGCCCUGGUUUUACAGACUUUUUGACAGCUGCGAUACUAGCGCCCCUCACUAGGUUAGAUAUCCUUGUGUGACUAUAGACGUGUCAUGUGCCUCAAAAUUAACUAAAAUGCAAUACAAACUUUAGUUAAUUUUGAUUAACUGACAUAAUUGUGAAUGUACAGAUAUUUUACUAUUAGAUUUUAGAAAGAAAUAUAGAUGUAAUGAAAUAAACAAAGUUAACGUGAAUCGAAUAGUUAUAUAGUUUUUUUUUUAAUUUGCAAUUUUUAAGAACUGCACGUGUGAACACGUUGCCAAUUACAUUGGAUUUUCGAGACAUUCAUAUUAACAUAUACGUCUAUCUCACUUUUAUCAUGUAUGAGGGAGAUAACAACGUGUUUUUGUACGAAUGUUUCGGCAGUGGAAACUUACGAUUAGAAACAUUUGUUUUGCGCUUGUAUGACACUAUUAUUUAAUAAGUUUUACCAUUUCUUUGAGGCUUAUCUAAUUGACCGCUUGUACCGUAUUAAAAAUAGGAGGUACGUUAUUAUAAUUUGCAUUACUAGUGCAAAAUGUUAAUCAUAAAUAUAGUAAAAAAAUAUUAGAUGGAAAAAUGUUUACUGUACGAUUUUACCAAUAUCUCUAUGUCUACAUUAUCAAAAUAUCUAUGUGUUGUGAGGAUAUUAAAGAUUGACAUGUAAAUUAAUUGCUCAAAAAAUGUUCUCUUCAAAUGUUACCUACAGGAGCAACUGAUUGUUAAUCGCUUGAAAAACGUAGGUAUUCUGUACUUAUAAUAUUGCAAAAUGAUUAAAUGACGUCGCACUAAA